GUUUUUCGGGAGAAAUAAAAAAUUGUUGGUUUUUCAAAAGAGGGAAUCUGACCACAAUUGUGGUUAAGAAAGGUUUGUGGAAAUCUGAGGUUUGCAAAUGGGGUUUGCAACAAACUGGGGUUACAGCAAAAAGAGGUUUGUAACAGGGGUCUAUGCGCAAAUUGAGUUCAAUGGCAAACUUCAAAACGACUUUAUAAAAACACUCACAAAGAAAGUAAAAGGAUUAGCAUAAAUCUUCUGUUAAUAUUUUUCAAGAUGAACGACUUCAAUGAUAUAGCUAGCAAAUUCAAAUAUGCCAUGCGUAAUGCACAAAAGAAAUCGCCAAAGAGUCCACUUGGUUUUUUUGCUGGUGCUGGUGGUUUAGUUCUUCUCGGUGGUUCAGUCUUGCUUUUAAAUUCUUCUUUAUUCAAUGUCGAUGGUGGUCACAGAGCUAUUAUUUAUUCAAGAAUCAAUGGUGUUCAACCUGAGAUCUAUAAUGAAGGAACUCAUAUUGCUAUUCCAUGGUUCCAAAACCCUAUUAUUUACAAUGUUAGAGCCAAACCAAGACUUAUUUCUUCAUUAACUGGAACAAAAGAUUUGCAAAUGGUUAAUAUCACUUGCAGAGUUUUAUCGAAGCCAAGUGUUUCAGCGUUACCAACUAUUUACAGAACUUUGGGUACCGAUUAUGAUGAAAGAGUCUUACCAUCAAUUAUUAAUGAGGUUCUUAAAUCUGUUGUUGCUCAAUUUAAUGCUUCUCAAUUAAUUACUCAAAGAGAAAGAGUCUCGAAAUUAGUUAGAGACAAUUUAGUUAAAAGAGCUUCCAGAUUCAAUAUAUUAUUAGAUGAUGUUUCAUUAACCUCAAUGACAUUCUCACCUGAAUUUACUAAUGCUGUUGAAGCUAAGCAAAUCGCUCAACAAGAUGCUCAAAAGGCUGCAUUUAUUGUUGAUAAAGCAAGACAGGAAAAACAAGGUAUGGUUGUUAAAGCUCAGGGUGAAGCAAAAUCUGCCGAGUUGAUUGGUGAAGCCAUUAAAAAAUCAAAAGAUUAUGUUGAGUUAAAGAGAUUGGAUACCGCAAGAGAAAUCGCUUCAAUAUUAGCUCAUUCUCCAAACAAAAUCAUUUUAGAUAAUGAAGCUUUAUUAUUGAAUACUGUUUCCGAUUCAAGAAUUGUUAAAAAAUGAUUGGUUGAUUUGUUGAUUGAUUUAUUUAUUUGAUUUAUAUUUAUAUUUAUAUUUAUAUUUAUAUUUAUUUUUAUAAGUUGAAUUAUAAUCAUAAAGAUAUUAUGAUUAAG
Molecule: messenger RNA, 1268 nt
Organism: Ascoidea rubescens DSM 1968
Lineage: Eukaryota; Fungi; Ascomycota; Saccharomycetes; Ascoideales; Ascoideaceae
Gene: PHB2
Product: prohibitin subunit PHB2
Exons: 1
Coding region: 256-1158 (300 amino acids)
Biological process (GO): mitochondrion organization
Cellular component (GO): membrane; mitochondrion
Source: RefSeq, a predicted model, not a curated record